AUGGACAAAAUGGAGGCACAGUUUGUGCAUGGAAGACCUCCCGUGACGAUACUCCCUCUAGGAACCGGUAACGAUCUAGCCAGAUGUCUACGAUGGGGUGGAGGCUACGAGAACGAAAGUCUCUACAAGAUUCUUGGUCAAAUCGAGAAAGCCACCUUGGUGGAUUUAGACAGAUGGUUCAUCAAAAUUAUGCCAAAGGAAGAGGCACAAAAAAGGAAAAAGGGGAUUCACAGCCUUACCAGAUCAUCAACAACUACUUCAGUAUUGGUGUGGUUCGUGCUGCUUCAUGAAUGGUGUCAUGGCAAUUUUUGUUCUUUACAAAACACAUUGCAGGAUGCGUCAAUAGCCCAUCGAUUUCACGUGAUGCGAGAAAAAUAUCCUGAAAAAUUCAGCAGUAGAAUGAGGAACAAGUUAUGGUAUUUCGAACUAGGAACCAGUGAGACUCUCUCCAGCUCAUGUAAGAAUCUCCACGAGCAGAUUGAUAUUCACGUAUGUCAGCCAAGCUUUAGAUUCCUUGACUGCAAUCAGAUUCGCCUCAAAUCAUGCUCGUUUCUGCGAGGGACAGAAAUUUGA
This is a messenger RNA of Cooperia oncophora, 573 nucleotides long. The record is from the annotation of a GenBank genome assembly. NCBI's taxonomy places the organism in Eukaryota, Metazoa, Nematoda, Chromadorea, Rhabditida, Trichostrongylidae.